This is a messenger RNA of Drosophila rhopaloa, 609 nucleotides long. RefSeq names its product acylphosphatase-2. The transcript has 4 exons. The coding region runs from base 27 to 455 and encodes 142 amino acids. Gene Ontology annotation, molecular function: acylphosphatase activity. The record is from RefSeq and is a predicted model, not a curated record. Lineage: Eukaryota; Metazoa; Arthropoda; Insecta; Diptera; Drosophilidae.
UUAUAUCCGCUCUGGCCACGGUCACUAUGGCCAUAUUUUAUAAUAAUUCUAUUUUGGUUGUCAGAACAUUUGUUUUACUGUGGUUGUUGAUAUUGCCAGGCGCUGAUAAUUUGGCGAGGCUUCGAAAAUUCGAUCCCGACGACACAAUGGCAGGGUCUGGAGUUGUCAAGCAACUCUUUGCCUGCAAUUUCGAGGUGUUUGGACGAGUGCAAGGUGUCUUUUUCCGCAAGUACACGGAACAGGCGGCUAAUAACCUGGGUGUUAAGGGCUGGUGCAUGAAUACACGGGAUGGAACGGUCAAAGGACAACUGGAGGCUCCGCUGGCGGAGCUAAACGAAAUGAAACAUUGGCUUCAGACUAAAGGAAGUCCCAGUUCGAAAAUCUCGAAGACGGAAUUUACGCCAGCCCAGGAAAUCGAUGCCUACACUUUCAGUAGUUUCGAUAUAAGACGUUAAUACCGUUUUGAAGCCAGCAAAUGAAGGCUUUAUAUCAAAAGACCCCAUAAAUAUUCCCAUACCAAAUAAAUUUUGUCCCAAAAAAUAAACAAACCUCGAAAACUGUGCAAAGUUGGCUUGCAUUUUGCGUUGCCACAUCGAAGAAAUAGCAAAA